This is a messenger RNA of Acanthaster planci (crown-of-thorns starfish), 3888 nucleotides long. RefSeq names its product major vault protein (gene mvp). NCBI's taxonomy places the organism in Eukaryota, Metazoa, Echinodermata, Asteroidea, Valvatida, Acanthasteridae. The record is from RefSeq and is a predicted model, not a curated record. Gene Ontology annotation, cellular component: nucleus; cytoplasm.
UAGGGUCACUGUAGGGAAUAAUGACUGGCGUCCGUACAUGGAACUCUUCCCUGAUGAAGUCUUUUGUAGAGUAUUCUGCAUUGACUGUCUGGUACACAGUUCACUUGCAGUGGUAUUAGGGAUCAGCACCAAGCCUUGGCUUUACGUUGUGAUGAAAUAUAUUCAAUUGGUACACUAAUGCAGCGUGGAAGUUUUUUGCAGUUGUGACAAGGCAUGUGCCCUAAAGAAAAUCACAGGGGUCAGAUUGUUUCGGUAAGAAUAUAGAAAGCUGAGUUACAUGUAGAGUUCCAUAUACAGACAUCAUGAAUUUUCUCUUUCUGAGGUUUAUUAGCCAUCAGGACAUGAUCAUGUCAUAAACAUUCACAUUUGACAGUGAAAAUAUUGAAGUAUUUUUAUUACAAAACUCAGGCAAUUUUUCAGACCAGCUUCGUAGGGUUUGUGCACAGGGUUUUGAUUGAUGUUUGGAUAUGAACUACUUCAGAAAGCCAUUUUGUACAUGUAUAUUUGCGUCUUGCAGAGCAGCAGAAGGGACGAAAGGGACAUACAUGUAUGCUUUGCUUGAUUACCCUUACUUCAUGGAAGCUUCAAACUAGUGCUGUUUUUGAUUACACACACUGUAGCAAUUUAUGACCCUUUUACCCUCAGGUAGAUGGUACAAAUGAGAGUGUAUUGUUCAGUUGUGAUCAGGAAGAGAACGUUGUACUGAUAUAAUUCCACAAAGUUCUGUCCUCAACAUUGUACAGUGAUUUUGUUCAAUAAGUCACAUAGUCACGAGGGGAAAACGGUUGAGUGAGUCAUAAAAUGGAGGCCGUGAUAGAGGAAGUACAUACUCAGUGCACACAGUGAGUAAAGGUGCUUCAUCGAACUGUCAGUGGAAUUUGUAUCCAUUUGUGAGACGAAAGUGAAAGAACACAGAGUUUGUUUUGUUAUGAGCCCCUAGCUGGACCAAGAGAGGGUGCAAUUUUCCUAGCAAUGACCACCCCUUCGGUAGGAGCUGCACUUCGCUGGUUCACAAAUGACUGUGAAAUGCAGACAUUAUGGGGGCAUUGCUAGUUUGCUACUCGUAAAAUGAACACUCCUCACCAGCUGAUGAAAUUGAUGCUUGUGCUUCUGCUCCAUGUGGACUCUGGACAUCAGAACCAUUCAAAUUGCAGAUACAGAGAGGGUUGAAUUUUUCCUAAAAAGACCCACCAUGAGCGAUAAGGGAAAGCGUGGAAGUAACCCCCUUAACUUUGGGGGUGGGGGUGGCUCUGAGGAGUCCAUCUACAGAAUUCCUCCAUACUACUUCAUCCAUGUCCUCAACCACAACACCAAUGUCACCACGGUGGAGACUGGGCCCCGAACCUUUAUCAGGCAGGACCACGAAAGGGUCAUCUUCGGUCCCGAGAAGAUGAUCAUGGUCCCCCCGCGUCACUACUGCAUCAUUGAGAACCCUGUCCAGCGCAACGAGGAUGGCUCAGUGAUCGUGGACCAGAGUGGGCAGAUCAAGCUUAACCAUGCCGACCAGGAGAUCCGUCUGGCCCAAGACCCUUUCCCUCUCUACCCGGGGGAAAUCCUGAAGCUGCCUGUAACUGCCCUCAAAGUCGUCCCUGCCAACUCUGCUCUCCGUCUGCGCGCAGUCCUGGACUUUGACGACGAGGAGGCCAAGACCAAGCGGGUGGCCGGGGACGAGUGGCUCUUUGAGGGGCCCGGCACCUACAUCCCCCGCAAGGAGGUGGUAGUGGAUGAGACAAUCCGUGCCACAGUCAUCAAGGCCAACCAGGCCAUCAAGCUGCGGGCCCGCAAGGAGACAGAGGACCGACAGGGCUCCGCCCGGGUGACUGGGGAGGAGUGGCUGGUCAAGAAGAUCGGCGCCUACCUGCCGGGGGCCUAUGAGGAGGUUGUGGGUGUGGUCAAUGCCUACGUUCUGACGGAUAAGAAAGCACUCCAUGUCCGAGCAACCCGUACCUUCAAAGAUGAUGGUGGUGUGGUCAGGAAGAACGGGGAGGAGUGGCUGAUCACCAUGGAGGACACUGAGACUCACAUUCCUCAGGUGUAUGAGGAGGUGGUUGGAGUUGUCGCCAUCACUACAUUGACCAACAGGCAGUACUGUGUCAUCUUGGAUCCUGUAGAUGCUGACGGCAAACCCCAGCUUGGCCAGAAGAAGCUUGUCAAGGGUGAGAAGUCUUUCUUCCUGCGUCCUGGUGAGCGACUUGAGAAGGGCAUCCAGGAUGUCUUUGUCCUGGGUGAGGAUGAAGGGCUUGUGCUUAGGUCUCAGGAGGCUUUCACUGAUACAGAUGCUGAUGUGGAUCGCAAGCCGGGUGACAAGUGGAUGAUCCGGGGCCCCAAGGAGUACGUCCCUCCAGUGGAGGUAGAGGUCAUGGACCGGCGUAAGGCCAUCCCCCUGGAUGAGAACGAGGGUAUCUAUGUCAGGGACACCAAGACUGGAAAGGUGCGUGCCAUCACUGGCAUAACCUACAUGCUGAACCAGGACGAGGAGCUUUGGGAGAAGGAGUUGCCACCUGCUGUGGAGGGCCUGCUGAUCAGCAUGAAGGACCCCCUGGCCGACCGGGGUGACCGCAGCUCGGGCGGCGGCAGGGACAAGUCCAGGGAGAAGACUCGAGUGGUGACCUUCCGCGUGCCCCACAAUGCUGCCGUGCAGAUCUACGACUACAAAGAGAAGGAGGCAAGGGUUGUGUUUGGUCCCGAGCUGGUCAUGCUGGGCCCCGAUGAGCAGUUCACGCAGUUGAGUCUGUCCGGAGGCAAGCCCAAACGGCCCAACGUCAUCAAGUCCCUGUGCCUCCUACUCGGUCCCGACUUCUGCACCGAUAUCAUCACCAUUGAGACCUCCGACCACGCCCGGCUGCAGCUUCAGCUGUCAUACAACUGGCACCUGGACGUCAACAAGCAGAGCAGUGUAGCAGAUGCCGCAAAGCUCUUCAGUGUUCCCGACUUCAUUGGUGAUGCCUGCAAAGCCAUCGCUUCCCGCAUCCGAGGGGCAGUGGCGGGAGUCGCCUUUGAUGACUUCCACAAGAACUCGGCCAAGAUCAUCCGUGCCUCCGUCUUUGGCCUUGACGAGAACCUGAAGGUGAAGGAGAGCUUCCGCUUCCCCCAGAACAACAUGGUCAUCACCAGCAUUGAUAUCCAGUCCGUGGAGCCUGUGGACCAGCGGACCCGAGAUGCCCUGCAGAAGUCGGUUCAGCUGGCCAUCGAGAUCACCACCAACUCCCAGGAGGCUGCAGCCAAACAUGAAGCUGAACGUUUGGAGCAGGAGGCCAAGGGCCGGUUGGAGCGCCAAAAGAUCUUGGACGAGGCGGAGGCAGAGAAGGCUCGCAAGGAGCUGCUCCUCCUGCAGGCCAACAGCGCAGCUGUGGAGAGCACCGGGCAGGCCAAGGCGGAAGCCCAGAGCCGUGCCGAGGCGGCCCGCAUCGAGGGUGAAGCUGCAGUGGAGCAGGCCAAGCUGAAGGCAGAGGCUGCCAAGAUCGAAGCCGAAUCAGAGCUGGAGCGUCUGACCCAGGCCCGUGAGGCAGAGCUCAAGUAUAUCACCGAGCAGAAUGACAUGGAAGUUACCAAGGCUCGGGAGAUGGCGGAGAUUGAGUCUGGGAAGUUCAACAAGAUGGUUGUCUCCAUUGGUUCGGACACCAUUCGUGCUAUCGCCGUGUCAGGACCAGAGAUGCAGGUGAAACUCCUGCAGAGUCUGGGACUGAAGUCCACCCUGAUCACGGACGGAAAUGCUCCCAUCAAUCUGUUCAACACUGCCCAAGGCAUGCUGGGAGGUCUCGGCGGCUCGGCAGAUACCAGUUAAAGUAGACAGGGAUCUGAGAAUCAGCGAAGAGAUUUAAGUGAAGAGAGUAGUAGAGAUAGUAGGAUUUUUUGACCAAGAGUCAAAGGUUCCUGUCUCCUUGUGCA